This is a messenger RNA of Dracunculus medinensis (Guinea worm), 1572 nucleotides long. Lineage: Eukaryota; Metazoa; Nematoda; Chromadorea; Rhabditida; Dracunculidae. The record is from the annotation of a GenBank genome assembly.
UUUGUACCAUUAAAAUACAGUCCGAGCUUAUCUAUACUCUUCUUUUGUGCGUUAUCAUUUAAUCUGAAGCGAUAUCAGAAUUCAUUUCAUCCUCUCUGCUUCACUGCCAUAAAUGCAUUUAUUUCUGCGUGUUAUGCUGAUGAAAUGAAUAGUUCGAUGCGAAACAGCGAGAAGAGAUUAUUCGAUAACAGCAAAUCAUUUAAUCGGAAAGAUAAAUCGGUCACUUAUCGUCUGCAUGAUGAUUUGUUACGAUUUUAUAGAAAAGGAACGAGACCCGUCAUGCAUCCGAAUAAACUCAUUACUGUUUCCAUGAGCGUUUUUCUUUAUCAGAUUAUUAAAUUGGAUGCGGUAAAAAAUACAAUCAGUUUAUCUGGCAGUUUCGAGUUGUAUUGGAAGGAUGAAUUUUUACAAUGGGAACCUCGAGACUAUGACCAUGCUACCGAAAUUUUCUUAUCGUCAUCAGAUAUUUGGAUUCCUGAAUUCUCUUUAUAUUACAGCCAUCACUACGACCAAGCAGUGAAACUUGUUAGCAAUAACGAUGUACGAGUUAAUUAUACAGGUCACAUACGCUAUUACAUUCCGUUUUCCACCGAAUCACUAUGUAAAUUGGAUGUCAAAUUUUUUCCUUUUGAUAUUCAACAAUGUACACUUCUGUUUGGUUCAUGGGCUCAUUCGAAUGAUUCAAUUAAAUAUUCACUGUAUUCGCAAAAUCUUAGCUUGAUAGAUUUUUAUGACAAUCAAGAAUGGCAACUCGAUUUGAUACACAGUAACAUAGCGUCCGAUGGAUUCCUUUAUGAUUAUUUGGAUCCUCCACUUUUUUGGGAAAUGAUUAUCAUGAAUUUGGUCGUUGUCAGACAAAGCUUCUAUUAUGUGUUUAACCUGGUUAUACCGAGUACCAUAAUAACUCUAGUAGCUGUAAUUGGAUUUCAUACUCCAAGCACCAGUGGACGAGUUAGAGAUGCAAAAUUUCGUCUUGGAAUAAUGACAUUGAUGAGUAUGAGUGUUAUCUUAUUGGCAAUUGUUGAAGAUAUGCCCAAAUUUAGCAUGUCAAGCAGGAAAGGUCGAGGAUCCUUCUCCGGAAUUCCUCUUAUUGGCUUAUACUACUUCAUCCUUCUUGCAAUAAUUGGUCUCUCAACUGUAAGCACAUCAGUAUUUGUAUUUUUAGAAAAAGAUCUAAGGGUAACACACCAAGUUCCAUGGUUCCUUGCCUGGUUAUCAUUUGAUACACCACUAGGAAAUAUUAUCAGUCGACUGAAGAAUCGCGCUCGAUCAAUCGCUUUAUCGAUGCUUCAGUUAAUCCAAGAAGAUGAAAAUGAAACAAUAAGUUCCUGCUUAUUGAAUAUAUUGGAAGAAACGAAGUCACUGCAACCAAGAGAUGAAACUCACUGGCAAACAGUUAUCAGAAGGUUGGAAAUACUGUCUCUUUCAUUUUACAUCGCACUUAUAACAACAACAGUUUUCCUUUUUUUUUAUCACGAUUGGUACUGUGCGAUAGGCCACAACGUCUGUGGCCAACCGAACUUGAAGUGCCCUUGGAUGCAUGUUGAUGCCGAUGCUCCUGAAUGUAUUUAA